AUGCAAGAAUUUUGUUAAGAUUAAAAUGAAACAUGCUUAAUUUGUUAUGAUAAUUUAAAUUAACCUUACUAAAUUACAAGUUGUUAACAUUAGUUUUGCAAGGUUUGUUUAAAGGAAUAUUUUGAAUAAAGAAUUGAUGAAAAAAAUAUUGAUGAUUUUACAUGUCCUCUUUGUUAAAAGUGUACAGAUGAGAAAUAAGUUUUAGAAAUUAUUGAUUAAAAUCAUUAAGUAAGAUAUAAUGAAUAUAAAAAUGAAAAAUUCUAAUAUUAAUAAUAGAGAAGGGAAAUGAUAAAAUUUUAUAUUUAAAAUAAAAAAGCCCUUAAUCUUUGCAGAUGUCCUUGGUGUGAAUAAAUAUUUUAUAGAGCUGAAAAUGGAUGUAAUUAUAUAAGAUGUCAUUCACUUGAAUGUUAGGGUAAGAAUACUUUUUGUGCUUAAUGUGAUGUUGCAUUAACAGAUACUGAUCAUGAUAGCCAUUAUGAAAAUAAUAAUCCCUUCAAAGGUAAAUGUAGAAUUUUAAGAGAUGGUGUUUGGGUAGAUAGAUCAACAAUAUUUAAUUGA
Messenger RNA from Paramecium pentaurelia, 558 nucleotides. The record is from the annotation of a GenBank genome assembly. Lineage: Eukaryota; Ciliophora; Oligohymenophorea; Peniculida; Parameciidae.